UUCCCUCUAUAAAAUUUGCGAAGCUCGGCUGAAAUCGUAAAACAGAGGUUUCCUCCCAAAGACAGCGAACGAAGAAAACUUUUUUUCCCACCAAAACAUCCAUGGCGGCGAGCGUAGUUCCACCGGGGCGGGGAGCCCGUAGGGCGACUACCGACGAUGACAGGCUCGUCUUCGAGACGACGGAGGGGAUCGAACCGGUUGCCAGCUUCGAAAACAUGGGAAUUAAUGACAGCCUGCUCCGUGGAAUCUACGAGUACGGGUUCGAGAAGCCCUCCGCCAUUCAGCAGCGAGCCGUUAUGCCGAUAAUUAAAGGCCGCGACGUCAUUGCCCAGGCACAAUCCGGUACCGGGAAAACCUCCAUGAUUGCCCUCACUGUUUGCCAGGUCGUUGAUAUCAACAGCAAAGAGGUGCAGGCAUUGGUAUUGUCUCCUACAAGGGAGCUGGCUUCACAAACCGAGAAAGUUAUCCUAGCAAUCGGUCAAUACUUGAACAUUCAAGCACAUGCAUGCAUUGGUGGCAAAAGUGUGGGUGAAGAUAUUAGAAAGCUAGAGCAUGGAGUUCAUGUUGUAUCCGGAACACCAGGAAGAGUAUGUGACAUGAUCAAGAGAAGGACUUUGCGUACAAGAGCCAUUAAACUAUUAGUCCUUGAUGAAUCAGAUGAGAUGUUGAGCAGAGGUUUCAAGGAUCAAAUAUACGAUGUUUACAGAUAUCUUCCACCAGAACUUCAGGUUUGCCUGAUCUCAGCCACACUGCCAAAUGAAAUUUUGGAGAUGACUGGCAAAUUCAUGACUGAUCCCGUGAAGAUACUUGUAAAACGUGAUGAAUUGACUUUGGAGGGUAUCAAACAGUUCUUUGUUGCCGUGGAGAAGGAAGAGUGGAAAUUUGAUACUCUAUGUGACCUUUAUGAUACACUUACCAUCACUCAAGCUGUUAUUUUCUGUAAUACAAAGCGGAAGGUAAGUUGCUCAUGAAUCAAGUUAUAAGGCUAUUGGUUUGUGCUUGAGUUCGACAUCCCAAAUAUGUUUCUUCAAGUGUUUUUGGACCUAUCAUUACUCUGGAGAUUGGUUUUUUUCUAUGUUUGCAAUGAGUUUGGAGAUGACUAUGUACGGAUGUUUCAGGUUGAUUGGUUGACUGAAAAGAUGCGCUCCAGCAACUUCACAGUUUCAUCUAUGCAUGGUGACAUGCCUCAGAAAGAGAGAGAUGCAAUUAUGAAAGAGUUCAGGGAUGGUACUACACGUGUUCUCAUCACGACCGAUGUUUGGGCCCGUGGAUUAGAUGUUCAGCAGGUGUCUCUUGUGAUUAAUUAUGACCUGCCAAACAACCGUGAGCUUUACAUUCAUCGAAUUGGUCGGUCUGGACGUUUUGGACGCAAGGGUGUGGCCAUCAAUUUCGUGAAGUCGGAUGAUAUCAGGAUUUUAAGAGAUAUAGAGCAAUACUACAGCACACAGAUUGACGAAAUGCCGAUGAAUGUUGCUGACCUGAUAUAAAGAAACCUGUUAUGGUUUGUCAAUGCGGGUGGUGAGAAUGGAUUGCUUCUCUUCCAAGCCAGCAGGAUGAGGAAGUGUGUUGGUGUUUGUUAUUAAUGGUGCUGGAAUGACUGUUUUUGUGAGGAAGAGAUGAAGUGAGAAACGUGUACUAUAUCUGUGUGUUUUGGUGGGGCUGAACAUUCAUCUGUUUGCUGUUUGGGAUUUAGGGCAAUCUCUUGUUAUAAUACAGUAUGGGAAUCUGCAAUUCGAGUAUUUUCUUUUCUGCCUCCCUCUUGCAACCUUUGUUAUGGUAAUUUAUGCUUGCUGGAUUGUAUGAUGAACUAUCAUCAAAUCAAGUUAAAUGCCUGUAAAGCCCGUUAAGGAAUCUAUGGUCAACUUUCAACAAUUCAGCUCC
Linum tenue is the source of this 1881-nucleotide messenger RNA. The record is from the annotation of a GenBank genome assembly. Lineage: Eukaryota; Viridiplantae; Streptophyta; Magnoliopsida; Malpighiales; Linaceae.